GGGGCUCGUAGACGGGCUGUCUAGUUAGCUAGCUUACAUGAUGAGAAGCAACAUUAUCUAUUUGACCUGGUAGAUAUUUGCAGUCAUCGUGAAAUUGUUUCUGGACGUUUAUUAUACAUAUCGGCUGUGCCUAUAAUAUCUUUUUUUAGUUUAUUAGUAGCCAUUUCGAAUUGGUGUCAGUAUCAAGAGGUAUCAAACGUUUGCAACCUUCGCAUCUGUGGCAGAAAUGUGUGUUAGUAAAAAGUACGUGAAUUAGAAAAAGUACGACAGGAAACACGUCUACUUAGUCUUUGUGAAAUGUGUUUUGGUUAAUUAAUCGGUGCAACAUCUCGGGUAGUUUUAUCUUCGUCGUGUCGCUAUGGUGCCCUCAUUGGUGAAUCUUUGUGCCAAGGAGGUAGUGAGGGAUCACAGUUCUUCUGCGUCUUGGCUCAACUGUGUGCCCAGGGAAUUGUAUGGACCGUUACUGGAUGCUGCAUUCACUAACUGCCGCCCGCUCGCAGUCGGUGAACUGGUACAGCGAUGGCCCGAACGAACUCUACGAGUCGGUGGGCGGAAGAAGGCAGGACAGAGUCCCCCAAAUCGGCUUUGCGUCCAAGCUCUGCUGCUCGCGGUUGUUCGGGGACUUUCAGACAAGAGGUGUGAUCUGCAGGCCCUGGACCUCUGUGGGCUGCAGUGUGAGGAAGGGGGAGUGGGAGACCCCAUGGGUGGUUGGUCCCUCACGGUGGCUCUCUGCACCAUGGCAGUGCAAGCCAGGGCUGGGGCUCAGAGAGCUCACCGGAAAGAGGGGGAACGGGAGCGAAAAAGAGUCCUGACUAUGGAGAGGGAGAAGGAUGUGGUGAAACGAGAAAGGGGCUGGGGAAAGCGGGUUGGAGAGGAGAAGGAAGAGGAACCAGGUGAGGAAGGUGGGCCGGGGGAAUGGGUGAGAAACGUGCAGGAGGGGUCGGACACAGGAACGAGUCAAAGGGAGGAGGAGCGGACGACGGGGGUGAGGAGGAGGAUGGAGAUGGAGAGGAAACGGAUGACGGGCGGCAAAGCUGUGGAGACUGAAGACUCGGAGCCAGACUGUGAGGUGUUGGUGAGAGUCCGUGCCGACCUCUUCAUCAACGCCCGUUCCUGGGAGCGUGUGCGCAUGGCGCUGGGCACGGCCGGACCCCUCAAGCUGCAGUGCCGCUACCUCCGCGUGGAGGAGCUCUCCGUGUCCAGCAUCGGCACCCUGCUAGACCUGCUGCCCAGCCAGGGUGUCCUGGGUGUGGACAUCCGCUACAGCUGCCUGGGUGUGGCAGGCCUGGCCCUGCUGCUGCCUCAGCUCUCCACCUUCUCCUUGCUCACCUCCCUCCGCCUGCAUUACUGCAACCUGGAUGUACGUAGGGACUUAGCCGGCCAGGAGGGUGCGCUGAGAGACAUGUCUGACGGUCUGGGGCAGCUGGGGCAACUUCGCCGCCUCAGCCUCACCGCCCUACGGCUGCCUGGACACCUACGCAUGCUUCUAAGCUCUCUCUCCCACCCUCUGGAAGUGUUGGAGCUGCCCUACUUGAGCCUGACCCCGGCCGACCUCUCCUAUCUGUCCUGCAGCCCUCACGCUGCCACGCUGCAGCAGCUGGACCUCAGCGAGAACCGUCUGGACGAGAGCACUCUUCCCUCGCUGCGCCGCCUCCUCUCCCAGGCCUCCGGGGGCCUGCUGCACCUCUGCCUGAGCGGCUGCGGCCUCAACGACGGCCUGCUGGGGGCGCUGCUGCCCUCCAUGGGCUGCUGCAGGGCCCUUCGGAGCCUGGGGCUGGCCUUGAACCCGCUGUCCCUGAUGGGGCUGCUGGAGCUGGUGAGGACGGCCAUCCGGUUGCCCUCCCUUAAGCAGCUCCUCUACCCCAACCCCCUGGAGGACUACCAGCCAGGGCUUCCUGCCCUGCCAUCCAGUGCCCAGCUGCUGGACUGGCCCCUGGAGGAGAUGAUGGAGGUGCACGAGGCCACCAGCCUGCGGCUUGAGAACAUGCUGACGGAGAGCGGGCGCUCAGACCUCUUGCUCACCUGCGACCUGCUGAACUAUGACAAAGACUUGGUGGAUUAGGGGGACGUCAUGGGAGGAUCUAACCGGUUAUAACCGCCUUCCCUCCUGUUGCAGCGCAAGGGCCUCACUAUAUAUUAUUCAACCCAAAUACUCUUUCAGUAUGUCCGUUUCCUCUAUUUAGCUAUUUGAGCAAGAUGGUUUAGCUCAGAUUGGAGUGAAUCUCAAUCUCAUUUGGUUGGUAUUCAAUCCUUGUGAUUUAAGCCUACUGUUGAAAAGAUAAUUUGACUGGACCAGAACAAUCAGCAAUAACAGAAAAAAAACCAAGUCUCAAGCGGUGCAUAAUACCAACCAACCAACUUACUUGUUUACUUUGAGAAUAAUUGCAGCAAUAGCGUAUAAGGAACCGGUUGGUUCCAGAUGCAAGGAGCAAGUUAUUGGAUAUUCUCUAUGAAUACACAUAGGGGAAACAUAGUUGGGAUGGAGACAGCAUCAGGCCUCCGAUGGGUUAGGGUUACACUUUCUACACCCCUACGUGCUUUUGCGCCCAUCACCAGCACUCAUCUACCCGUGGCACCAGUCCAAAUAAAUGUCAGGAGGAACACCUCGCAAACCCGGUUACUCUGCAUGUGUCAAACUGUUCAAACAUGUGACCUGCCAUUAGGGACGAGUUCUAACUCUGUUAGUGACAGCAGCUGGUUUUGCUAGUGCGCUUGAGGGAUGUUUCAUAGGUAAAAUGAUCUUUCAGAUGGAAAAAUCUGGAACAAAUGUUAAAUAGAGCACUUAACCAGUUGGUGGAAGGGGCAAGAGUAGAUUUGUUGCAGUGAAUGUACUGAUAUGAUUUAUGUUUGAGGUAGGCCUAUUUAAUGACUUUUUACUUGUGCGUCAUAAGUUUCCUUAGUUAUUCCAACUGCAUUUUCAUUAAAUUGUCUUUAAAACAUUUUUAAUUAUUAGUAACAUUAUCUUUUCCAGGCUGCAAUAUAUGUGGCUGCUGUAUGUCCAAAUUGUACAAAGCACAAAACAUUUUUACUAAGUAUAAUUAAUGUUUAACUAAUUAACUCGUUUUUUGUUUUUCCAUUCAAUAAAAAGGUCUGUACAAGGUCAGUUUUAAUUUGCA
Messenger RNA from Osmerus eperlanus (European smelt), 3116 nucleotides. Its product is annotated as leucine-rich repeat-containing protein 14. The record is from RefSeq and is a predicted model, not a curated record. Gene Ontology annotation, molecular function: protein binding. NCBI's taxonomy places the organism in Eukaryota, Metazoa, Chordata, Actinopteri, Osmeriformes, Osmeridae. Bases 359 to 2062 code for a protein of 567 amino acids. Gene Ontology annotation, cellular component: cytoplasm. The transcript is spliced from 3 exons.